Molecule: messenger RNA, 1083 nt
Organism: Cyphellophora attinorum
Lineage: Eukaryota; Fungi; Ascomycota; Eurotiomycetes; Chaetothyriales; Cyphellophoraceae
Product: Alcohol dehydrogenase 2
Exons: 9
Coding region: 1-1083 (360 amino acids)
Molecular function (GO): zinc ion binding; oxidoreductase activity
Source: RefSeq, a predicted model, not a curated record
AUGGGAGAAGCCACCGUCGAUAUCCCCAAGGAGUGCUGGGGAGCAGUCGUCAAGAAUGAGGGACCAGACUUCUACGUGGAAGUGGAAAAGGUGCCUGUGCCAGAGAUCGGACCCAACGAGAUUUUGAUAAAACUGAACGCUACUGGCUUGUGUCUCUCGGACAUUCACUUCAUGCUGAAUGACUGGAAGCUGCCGAAGAUGUCAGAUAUUGGAACACAGUGUGCUGGGCACGAGGGCGCCGGCGUAAUUGUCAAAGUCGGUGAUCAGGUCAAGAACUACCAAGUCGGCCAGCGAGCAGGCUAUAAGCCGAUCCAGGACGUCUGCCACAGCUGUCAAUACUGCCAUGCAGGAAAAGAGACUUAUUGCACAAAAGCAGUCUUCACUGGGCUUGCAUGUGACGGAUCCUACAAGCAAUAUGUCAAGUGUCCAGAGAACUAUAUGACUUUGAUUCCAGAUGGUGUCUCAGAUUAUGUUGCCGGGCCGGUGAUGUGCUCGGCUUCAACGAUCUACGCCUCCAUUAAGGAGUCAGGCUUGCGAGCUGGCAAUUGGGCCGUAUUUCCAGGCGGUGGCGGCGGUGUCGGUAUUCAGGGUGUCCAGCUAGCACACGCCAUGGGCAUGCGCGCGAUCGUUGUCGAUACUGGGGAGGAGCGUGAGAAGCUCGCGAAGCACCUGGGAGCUGAAUACUUCUUCGACUUCCAGAAAGGAGAUCCGGUGGCUGAAGUGCUCAAAAUCACCGGUGGUGGUGCACAUGGUGUUUUUGUCACGGGUGUGCAGGCUUACCCUACCUCGUUAGGUUAUCUCGGCACUCAAGGCGGUGGCAAAGUCAUGUGCAUCGGGCUUCCUCCUGCCGGGAAGUAUCACAUCGACCUCGACCCCUCGCAGCUGGUGUUCAGGAACCAAUCCGUUCAAGGAACAUUGGUAGCCAGUCUGCAGGACAUCGACGAGACACUGGAGUUCGCGGCAAGAGGCAAGCUGCGUCUGGAGCCUACCGUCGUGGGUCGGAGUAAGUUCAACGAGUCAGUACAGAAACUGAAGAAUGGUCAAGUAGCUGGAAGAAUUGUUGUGGAUUUUAACCAAGACUGA